Tripterygium wilfordii is the source of this 1334-nucleotide messenger RNA. RefSeq names its product red chlorophyll catabolite reductase, chloroplastic. The coding region runs from base 334 to 1230 and encodes 298 amino acids. The transcript is spliced from 2 exons. NCBI's taxonomy places the organism in Eukaryota, Viridiplantae, Streptophyta, Magnoliopsida, Celastrales, Celastraceae. The record is from RefSeq and is a predicted model, not a curated record. Gene Ontology annotation, cellular component: chloroplast. Gene Ontology annotation, molecular function: red chlorophyll catabolite reductase activity. Gene Ontology annotation, biological process: chlorophyll catabolic process.
GGAUAGAUGUAAAUGUCCGUCACGACACGGAGGAGGUAUAUGAGUCUUGUCGUGCUGUCUUAUCAUGACUCUUCGGAUAUAGUCUCUCGAGUUAAGAGUUCUUAAUUCUACCUUAUUCGAUGACCGAAAUAUUUCUCGAUUGAUGUGAACUCGGCUUCUCACAUCACGUGUCAAUCUUUGAGUUAGGGUCAUUUGAUAAUAUCACACUUUCAUUAGUUUUGGUGAUUUCUAAUGUUGUGUUCGUGUCGGGAGUUGCGGGACCCACGUGUGUAUCCUUACCGGUUCUUCUUGCACAAUAAAAAUAAAGAUAAAGAUAAAAGGUGGUUAAGUUGAAUGUUGGUGACUGAAACUUUCAUGAAGCCUUCUUUUAAUUUGAAGAUAAUGGCAGUAUGUACGUCUCUCCCUCGACUCUUCCCCUGCGGUCUCGUUGUGCCUCUAGCUCUCCGGCAUCAUCUCUCAUGCAUGGACUCGCAGCGCAAAUUGAUGGAGUUCCCGCACCUAUCGGCCGCUCAUAGGGAUCUGAUGCUAAGUCUUAUUAUGGCCUUGGAGAGCCGUCUUGACUCGCAUCUCCUGCCGGUUUCGGUGCCCCCGGACGUGGAAUUCUAUCAGAACGAGACCACUGGUUCUCAAGGUUCUCUUUGCGUUAGAAAAGGCCAUCAUUCUUCUCCUAUUGACUUCAUGCUUGCGAGUUGGCUACACUUGGAGCAACCAAAUGGGGAUGUGUUCAACAUUACAAAUUUGCAAGUCUACCUAAAACCAACAGCCAAUGCACCACACUUUCAAUUCGAGCUAGUCCAAUGCAACCCCACAUAUCUUAUUUUCUUCCUUGAUUUAACUCCUAGAAAGGACCUUGUCCUCAAUCCCGACUAUCUCAAGACUUUCUACGAAGACAAUCAACUCGAACCACUUAGACGACAACUUAACGAAUUAGUCCCUGAAUCCCAACCCUACUUCUCCUCGUCCCUCUAUUUCCGUCACGUUAUGUCUCCCACCGGGAUCUUGGUCAGCAUCAAGAGUCAUGAGGCAGCUGAUGGACGCGUUGAGGAGAUUAUACGUGACAAUAUUAGUCUGAUAGCUAAUGAGGUUCUGGGUUUGUGGAUUGAUAAAUGUGAUUUCGAGGGAUGUGGUAAUGUUGUUGGGGAAACUGAGAAAAUUGAAUUGGAGAAGAGGGAUUAUAUGAUCAAGAGCAAGGCUAUUCAAUUGGAUUUGUUCACUACCAUGCCCUUGUAGUUUGGGCAAGAGGUGGCGGACCGAGUCUUGGGAGUUAUGAAAACUGUUUUUAAUAUUUGACUACAUAAAAUAUGUAAUCAACACUAUAUAUAUGGGUGCGGUUA